AUGGCAGGUGGUGUGAUCUCCGGUAACUCAAAAGCUUACCCAGGAGAACUCACAUGCAAGGUCUUCAUAACAUGUUUGGUGGCAGCCUGUGGUGGUCUGAUAUUCGGUUACGAUAUCGGUAUAUCAGGUGGUGUGACAUCUAUGACACCGUUUCUCAAAGAAUUCUUCCCAGAUGUUUACAAAAAGGAGUCGGAGAUCAAAGCGUCUAGCAACCAAUAUUGCAAGUUCAACAGUGCAACAUUGACUAUGUUCACAUCUUCUUUGUAUCUGGCUGCACUUUUGGCAUCAUGUGUUGCAUCGUUUGUAACCAAGGCUUGUGGGCGUAAAAUCUCUAUGCUUGUUGGUGGUAUCACUUUCUGCGUUGGUGCACUAUUGAAUGGGAUUGCUGUAAACGUCUGGAUGCUUAUUGUUGGUCGUAUUCUUCUUGGUAUCGGGAUCGGAUUCGCUAAUCAGUCGGUACCUCUAUAUCUCUCGGAGGUGGCUCCAUACAAGUGGCGUGGUGCAUGCAACGUGUUGUUUCAACUCUCGAUCACAGUGGGGAUUCUAGUCGCGAAUGCGGUAAACUAUGGGUUCGCCCAGAUCAAAGGCGGUUGGGGCUGGCGUUUGAGUUUGGGUGGUGCUAUCGUCCCGGCUAUAAUCUUUAUCAUCGGCUCUUUAACACUCGCGGAUACUCCAAACUCGCUUAUCCAACGUGGAAAACUCCAAGAAGCGAAAGAAAGAUUACUAAAAAUCCGUGGUGUGGACAAUGUUGAUGAAGAAUUCAACGAUCUCGUUGAAGCCAGUGAACAAUCUAAGAAAAUCAAGAGCCCGUGGUUGAAUCUUUUGAAAAGAAAAUAUAGACCACAAGUAUUUUUCGCUAUUGUUAUUCCAUUCUUCCAACAAUUAACCGGCAUGAAUGUGUUCAUGUUCUAUGCACCGGUUUUGUUUAAAACCAUGGGGUUUGGGGAUAACGCGUCACUCCUUUCCGCUCUCAUCACUGGGGCCGUUAACACGUUAGCAACCAUUGUUUCAAUCCUCCUAGUUGAUAAAUUUGGUAGAAGGUUUUGGUUUCUUCAAGGUGGCAUUCAAAUGUUUGUUAUGCAGAUUGUGAUUACGGGUGCAAUCGCAUUCAAGUUUGGGUUUAAUGGAAACCCGGGUGAGCUUGAGAAGUGGUAUUCGAUUCUCGUGGUUUUAGCCAUUUGCAUAUACAUUGCUGGGUUUGCGUGGUCUUGGGGACCGUUGGGUUGGCUCGUGCCUAGUGAAAUAUUUCCACUCGAGAUCCGAUCAGCCGCACAAAGUGUUAACGUUUCGGUUAACAUGAUCUUCACCUUCUUCAUAGCACAAAUCUUCCUCCAAAUGUUAUGUGCCCUUAGGUUUUUCUUAUUUGUAUUCUUUAUGAUCUGGGUGGUGUUGAUGACGAUUGUCAUUUACCUUUACUUGCCGGAGACAAAGGGGAUUCCGAUUGAAGAGAUGGCCGGAAUUUGGAAGGAGCAUUGGUAUUGGAAAAGAUUUGUUCCGGUGGCUGAUGAAGAAAUGGCAGAUGUGAAGGAUACAAAGAAGGAUGAAGAUAAAAAUUAGUUUAAGGAA
Messenger RNA from Helianthus annuus (common sunflower), 1566 nucleotides. Its product is annotated as sugar carrier protein C. The record is from RefSeq and is a predicted model, not a curated record. The transcript is spliced from 4 exons. Gene Ontology annotation, cellular component: membrane. Gene Ontology annotation, biological process: monosaccharide transmembrane transport. Bases 1 to 1557 code for a protein of 518 amino acids. Gene Ontology annotation, molecular function: monosaccharide transmembrane transporter activity. Lineage: Eukaryota; Viridiplantae; Streptophyta; Magnoliopsida; Asterales; Asteraceae.